AUGAAAGAUUCCAAUGAUCGAGCAAUGCUAUGCCCUUUCAUCGGCUAUGCUCAAGAACCAAUACUUCCGCUUACUGAAGCAUGCGUACCGUUAACAUUCAUUAUUCCUGAUAUACUCACAUAUGUUUCAAUGGCUUUAGAACAUACUCCAGAUGAUCCACCCGAUGCACUGACUCGUGAUGAAUCAGCUUCGAUUUAUCUCUAUACAAUGGAGUGGAAUAAUGCAGAUAGAAGUUUUUAUUCUUAUCUUAAUCAUGCUCUUAAAAAAGGUGAUCAAGAGGAAUUACAACCGUGGUUCAAAUAUCUUAAACUUUUUCUUACUGCCUUGGUUAAAGUACCAUGUUCAACAGCACAGGUCGUAUGGCGUGGUGUACGAAAGAAUGCUACGAAUGAAUUUCCGAAAGGUGCUCAAAUUACGUGGUGGGCUUUUUCAUCCACCACAAAAUCAUUAACCGUAUUAGAAAAUGAUCUCUAUUUGGGUACAACAGGAGAGAGGACACUAUUUUCCAUCGAAGUAUUAAAUGGCAAGAAUAUACGUGCUCAUUCAUAUUUUGAAGACGAGGAGGAAAUUUUAUUGUUACCGGGAACAUUUAUGGAAGUACAAUCACUUUUAAAUCCAGCGCCUGAUCUGCACAUCAUUCACUUAAAACAAAUGAUACCAGAGAGACCACUACUGGAACCUCCAUUCGAAGGUAAAUUGAACAUUGCCGACAGUUUAUUUUGA
This is a messenger RNA of Rotaria sp. Silwood1, 723 nucleotides long. NCBI's taxonomy places the organism in Eukaryota, Metazoa, Rotifera, Eurotatoria, Philodinida, Philodinidae. The record is from the annotation of a GenBank genome assembly.